Messenger RNA from Zeugodacus cucurbitae (melon fly), 1784 nucleotides. RefSeq names its product transcription factor glial cells missing (gene gcm). The transcript is spliced from 2 exons. Gene Ontology annotation, molecular function: RNA polymerase II cis-regulatory region sequence-specific DNA binding; DNA-binding transcription activator activity, RNA polymerase II-specific. Bases 227 to 1708 code for a protein of 493 amino acids. Gene Ontology annotation, cellular component: nucleus. Gene Ontology annotation, biological process: regulation of transcription by RNA polymerase II; gliogenesis. The record is from RefSeq and is a predicted model, not a curated record. NCBI's taxonomy places the organism in Eukaryota, Metazoa, Arthropoda, Insecta, Diptera, Tephritidae.
UCCAAGUUUUAAGGUUCGGUAAUGGUAAAUGACGAAUAGAAGGCCAGAUCCAUUCAGGAGCUUAUUAUGUAUACAAUAAAAUAAUCGUGUUCUCCAGAAGCGCGAAUUUUAAACUCUGAAUAUUUUGUGAAAUAAACUAAUGUUAUGUUAGACGCAUUUUAAUUAAGUCCUAUCGGAAAUCUCAUAGUUUAAUUACAUAAUCUAUUACUAAUUAAUAAACAAAUAAAUGAUAAAAAAUAAUAAACUGUUGGCACAAUAUCACACACCAAGUCCAGCACCAUUAAAGUUGCGGACAGAAAUUUCUUGGGACAUUAAUGACGUGAUUAUACCUGUUGUAAAUGAAUUCGAUGAGUUUGAUGAGUGGGUCGAUGGUCAUCGCCGUCUAGUUUAUUCGGCAACUAAUGAAGAUGCGAAAAAGCAUUCAUCCGGCUGGGCUAUGCGUAACACAAACAAUCACAAUAUCAACAUAUUAAAAAAGAGUUGUCUGGGUGUUCUUUAUUGCACCGCCAAAUGCAAAUUACCAAAUGGUAGCAAUAUAAAUUUGCGUCCAGCAAUUUGCGAUAAAGCGCGACGUAAACAACAGGGUAGACAAUGCCCUAAUCGAAAUUGCUCAGGACGUCUUGAAAUACAACCAUGCAAAGGUCAUUGUGGUUAUCCGGUAACUCAUUUUUGGCGUCGAGCCAAUAAUGUUAUCUUUUUUCAAGCAAAAGGUACACAUGACCAUCCAAAGCCCGAAGCCAAAGGCUCAACUGAAGCACGACGUCUUUUUGGUAGUAGCCGACGCAUUCGCAAUACAUCUAUUAUGCUUACACAUGGCAAAAUUACUCGCAGUAAUAAACACCGCUGCACUAACAACUACUUGAAGCAUCCCCAGCACGACAUGCAUACAGUGGAGGAAGCAAAGAACAUAACAAAUUAUUGUAGUAUUUAUGAAAGUUGUCACAGUGUGGUUCCAUUGAGUCAAAAGCAGGAAAAUUUGGAGCAGUCCAGACUUUUAACCCCAGAAUCUACACCUUUUAUGUCCUCAAAUUUAUGUUUUAAUACUACAACAUUUGCGGAUAAUUCGAAUUUUAACCAAACGGCUGCGCCUUCCAAUUUUCACAGACAUGAAAAUACUUUUACAAUGCUCGAAAAUUGUCCACCAUCAUCUGCUAAGAAAUCGUCAGUUUCUCUUUAUUAUUCCCCUUCUAUGCAAUGUCAGCAAUUACAAAAUAUGACAAACAAAUCUAAAGUAAUAGAAUUAAAUUCUGCAGGCGAAACACAAUUCCAUACACCCCUUUAUCAUGAACCCCUCCGAAUUAAUGAAAACUACGAUGACACAUCCAGUGUAACUUCUAGUUCCGGGUACAAUUCAGAUGAUUAUUAUUAUCCCUGCUUUGUGCCUUGUUCAACCUCCUCUAGUUCUCUAACUCUUGCUGGUAACCAACGCCAAGAAUUAGCAAGGUCAGUUGCAUAUUUCGCCGCUCAAACAACUGAAAUAUAUAAUACAGUAUUUGAACCUGUUUCGAUGCAACAGAUUCAGAUACCUCAUGUUUCCAGAGACCUGCAUUUCGAUUUUGUUGAAGAAUAUCAAAACACGAACUCUUAUGAAAAAAAUAUAGAAAAUCUUCAGACCCAGUACCAGCACUCUACUUUCGAAAGUAACACAAAUUCCGAGUUUUACUAUUGUAAUUCAGGUAACGAUAAUGCCUGGAACUUUUGUAUUUAAUUAUCUAGGAUAAAAUCAAAAUAACAUUUAAAAAAUUUGUUUAUAACAACAUAACUGUAUUUAGAAACUGUAUAGA